Molecule: messenger RNA, 545 nt
Organism: Lactuca saligna
Lineage: Eukaryota; Viridiplantae; Streptophyta; Magnoliopsida; Asterales; Asteraceae
Source: the annotation of a GenBank genome assembly
GCAAAAUGACCUUAAUGCAUUACCUCUGCAAGGUUCUUGCUGCCAAAUCACUUGCCCUUUUGGAUUUUCAUGUGGAUCUUGUUAGUCUCGAGGCUGCAACUAAAAUACAAUUAAAGUCUUUAGCAGAAGAAAUGCAGGCCAUUAUUAAGGGUCUUGAAAAGAUAUUGAAUCAGUUUAUCAGCAUUGGUGAGUCGGAAGUGGGAAAUGUUGAUGCAUUGACAUUAUAUUUUGGUGAAGAUUCUCCUCGUUGCCCUUUUAAACAAGUUACACAAACCCUUUUGAACUUUGUGAGGUUGUUUAGAAAAGCUCAUGAAGAAAACUAUAAACAGGCUGAACUAGAAAAGAAGAAAGCUCAGAAAGAGGAACCUGAAAAGGGUAUGGUUGUCCAUGUUGUUUCCUUUCCACAAUUGGUGGCUGACGGAGACGGAGAUAGUGAACCAAGGGAAGCCUGCCAGAGAUUAGAUCUCCCUUCCUUGCGAUUUGUUCAACCACCGGCGAACCCAUUAGAGCUGCAUUCAUUGGCUUUCUCAUGGAAGUUGUUCUAA